Leucoraja erinaceus (little skate) is the source of this 27460-nucleotide messenger RNA. It is a transcript of the gene syne1b, whose product is annotated as spectrin repeat containing, nuclear envelope 1b. Lineage: Eukaryota; Metazoa; Chordata; Chondrichthyes; Rajiformes; Rajidae. Gene Ontology annotation, molecular function: protein binding. Gene Ontology annotation, cellular component: membrane. The record is from RefSeq and is a predicted model, not a curated record.
UGUGGGAUUAGCCGGGAGAACAGGCUGCCUGCCUUGUGUCAGGAUGCGCCGCGAGUGAUGGCGAGUUGCAGAGCGGUCUCUGGGAAGAGGACCACACCGCUCAACCUGGUCACCGGCUUCUUUCAGUGCGUACAUGAUGAGCAGGAGGCUGUGCAAAAGAGAACGUUCACCAAAUGGAUCAAUUCUCACUUGUCCAAGCGUAAUCCCCCGAUUAUCGUUCAUGAUCUCUUUGAAGACAUCAAGGAUGGAGUGAUGCUACUAGCAUUGCUGGAGGUUCUAUCGGGACAGAAACUGCCUGUUGAACAGGGCCGCAAGUUGAAACGCAUUCACUGGGUGAACAACAUCGGAAGAGCCUUGCAGUUCCUGGAGGGUCGGCGGUCCAUGGGCCGAGGAUCACCGAUUAAACUGGUCAACAUCAACUCCACGGAUAUCGUUGAUGGAAAGCCAUCCAUUGUCCUGGGCUUGGUUUGGACCAUCAUUUUAUACUUCCAGAUCGAGGAGCUCACCAGUAACCUGACGCUGCUCUCGUCGUUGUCCAGCAGCGCCUCGUCCGUGGAGAGCACGGCCUACUCCGAGACAGGCAGCCCCCCGACCAAGCGGAAAGUGGUCACCAACUUCAAGGGAGGCGCCAAGAAGGCUCUCCUGAAAUGGGUGCACUACACAGCAGGGAAGCGUUUGGGCAUUGAAGUGAAGGACUUUGGCCAGAGCUGGAGGAGUGGCAUCGUCUUUCAUUCCGUCAUUCACGCCAUCCGUCCCGACUUGACCGACUUGGAGAAGGUCAGGAACCAGUCGAACAGGGAGAACCUGGAGAGUGCGUUCACCAUCGCUGAGGUUCAGCUUGGGAUUCCGAGACUCCUGGAUCCCGAAGACGUUGAUGUUGACAAACCAGAUGAGAAGUCCAUCAUGACCUACGUUGCCCAGUUCCUGAAGCAUUGUCCAGAUCCACAGGAGGUAGAGAAUGAACCUCCGGACGAAGAGCGGGAGGGGAGACGGAUGCUGAGAGAUGCAAAAGCCUGGCUGGAGCAGUUUGAGAGGGAGCUCACAAGGGCUCAGAUGAUGGACGCAGGACUGCAGGAGCGAUAUCAGCUCUUCAGAUCGUUUCGAGGCCAGUACGAAAUGAAAAUUAAACACGUGAAGGCCCUCAUUCAGCCUGCACAAAGUAACGGGAAACUAACGAUGGAUCAGGUCACGGUCAAACAAAUGUGGGACAGAGUGACAAUGAGAUGUAUGGAUUGGCACGUGGUGCUGGACAAGUCGUUGCCAGGGCCGCUGGGCACCAUCGGAGCCUGGCUGCACAGAGUGGAGGCGAUCCUUGGGGAGGAGAUCGUCAUUCAGCAGGCACACGACGAAACGGCCAACAUCAUCCACAGGAAGUUGGAGCAACACAAGGAUGUAAUCAAAGCUUUGGAAAGUCACCAACAGAUAUUCCACCAGAUCUACAGGGCAGGAUCUGUGAAUGGGAUUCCCAUCCCGAUUGAACAGCUGGAAGACGUGGCAGAGCGCUUUAGUUUCAUUACCUUGGGAUCCAAGCACCACUUAACCAGACUGGACUUUCUGGAGUUGAAGUAUCGUCUGCUGGCGUUCCUGGUGCUUGCAGAAACCAAACUCAAAUCAUGGAUCAUCAAAUACGGCCGGAGGGAUUGUGUUCAAGUUCUCCUACAAAAUUACAUCUCAUUUGUUGAGGGCAACGAGUUUUUUGGACGUUACGAAGUCACCUUCCAGUCUCUGAAACAGGCGGCUGAUGCAUACUUAGAAGUCGAGGAUUCAGCUGAGGAGCGGGAGAGCGCCAACAAGUUCCUGACCGACUCGAUGGUCCAAUGGCGGAACCUGUCGGUGGAGGUGCGGAGCGUCAAGUCCAUGCUGGAGGAAGUGAUCGCCAACUGGAACAAGUACAACGGCACAGUCGAAGACCUUCAGGCUUGGCUGGAAGAUGCAGAGAAGAUGUUGAAUCAACCGGAACUUGCAAAGAAGGACUUCUUCCGUCACCUCCCGCACUGGAUCCAGCAGCACUCUGUCAUGAACGACGCUGGGAAUUUCCUGAUCGAGACGUGCGAUGAACUGGUCUCUCGGGAUCUCAAGCAGCAGCUGCUCUUGCUCAACGGGCGUUGGAGGGAGCUCUUCGUCAAAGUGAAACACUAUGCACGGGCAGACGAAGUGGACAGGCUCAAGAAGGAAUAUCUGGAUGGCGUGACUACCCUGAAGAGCUUUGUGGACUCGGCCAACGAGAAGCAGGUCUCCCCCGUGGACGUCUCUUUCCUCAACGUCAAGACUUACAUUCAGGACAUGGAGGUUACAAAGCAAAAAGUGCCAAUCAUGGAAGCACAGUACAAAGUGGUUUCCAAGACAGCCCAACAGUUAACGAAGGACACACCCCAGGAUGAAGUGACACAGAUGCUUGCCACAAUGUCGACCAUUAAAGAUCAGCUGAUAAAGGUUCGGGAGCGUUGCCAGUGCUUGCUGUUGGAAGCUCACCAGCUGCUGGGACCUAUCGACGAGCUGGAGAAGCAAAUCACCAGGUUCUACGAGGCAACAAACAGGGCGAAUCAGAUCACCUCGGCCGGCAACACAGACGGCAGCUCAGCUGAUAGCCUCAAGAUGGGACAUCAGGAACUAACAGCGUGUCAAGAGCGAUGCAAAAAGGCGGUCUCUGAAGCAGAGUGGAACUUGCAGACAGUCCAGAAGCUGAUCAACUCCAGCAAGGUGAUGAUGCACCUGGAUUCAUCUCUGCUACAGAAGAAACUCCUCCAGAUUCAAGCUGCGUAUCAGGACAUGUUGGAGAAAGGAGCUACAUGGAGGAAGCACAUGGAGACAAACAGCAACCUGCUGAAGAGAUUCGAGGACUGCAGGAAGGAGCUGGAGCUGGUGCUACAUUCUGCUCAGACCGCCCUGAUAGAAGAGGGGAACCCCGAGCGGCUACUAGCAAGGCACACGGAUUUCUUCAACCAGUUUGAUCAGGGAAUCCUCAAUGCCUUUCUGAAGGCCUGUGAUGAGCUGACAGACAUCCUUCCUGAACAGGAGCAGGAAGGCCUCCAGGAGACGGUGCGAAGCCUGCACAAGCAGUGGAAGGACCUUCAGGCCGAAGCUCCCUACCAUUUGCUCCAGCUUCAGAUCGAGGCAGCAAGGAAUAAACUGGUGGAGAUGAUGGAAGAAUGCAAAUCCGAACUAACUCGGGAGAAGAUGCUGCUAACCAGCGAGAGCAGUGAAGAGCUCAUUGUACAACACAGGGAAUUUUUCUCAGACAAAGGCAAGUUCGAGUGGUGCAGGAAGCGGGGCAAAGUGAUCGGCGAACUCUGUCAGAAACUUCCGGAAACUCGGAAUUACGACGCGAUCAGGACAAAACACGAAAUGGACAAAACGACCCUGAGAGAUUUGAAAGGACUGAUUGACGUCACGUACCAGCAGUUACUCGAACAGCCGGACAAGUGGAGGGAGUUUGAGACAAGAUCUCAUCAAUUGUCAACCUGGUUUCUGGCAAAGGACAAACAGCUAACGGAGAUCAAAUGUGGAACCACCGAUCCUAAAAUGUACUGCGAUUUGAAAACUACAUUGGAGGAAAUUAAGGAAGAGGCCAGCAAAGAGGAGCCCAGCCUGGCAUGGUUACGAUCCAGACUUGCUGCACUGACGGCUGUCUCUUCUGAGAAUGAAGCUACAAGAAAGGAAGGUGAACUGUCCAAGUUGUCGGAUGCAUUCAAGAGGCUCCUGUUGCAGAUUGCUGAGUCUGAUAAAAUGCUGUCUGCUGUGGAUGAAUGCAUCCAGCACAAAGACGGUGUGACGAGUGCCUUGGGGGAGCUUGCCGACUCGCAGACGCAGCUGCGGACUGAGGAGGAGACGGUGUUAAACUCAGAGAGUCUGGAGGAAGCUCAGCGCUGCCACCUCCACCAUCAGCAACAAGUGAAGCAGUGGACGGUGAAGAGAUUUGAUGUGCAGCAGCAGUUUGCUCGUGGCAGAGAGUUGCAUGGAGUAGCUGACCUGACCGAGUCCAGCCUGCAGGAACUGCAAAGCCAGGAGGCUGCCCUCAAUGCAAUGGAGGAAGCAGUGGAUGAACAGCAGAAGAAAAUUGAGGAGACACUGAUGGAGUGGCAGCGUUUUGAGGAGGAGAAGGGGCAAGUGAUGGAAUUCCUGGCUCAUGCUGCCACAAAGGUGGAUUGCAAUCACCUGUUCAGCAGCCUGGAGAGCCUCAGCUCGGAGCUGGAUCAAAUGAAGGUACUCUGCAAGGACGGUGAAAUGAAGGCAAUUCAGGCUGAGCGCCUAUUACACAAAUCUGAAGACAUAAAGCUUGGUCCAAGGAGUAAGAGCACCCUGAAACAACAAAGCAGAGAGAUGAGAGAGAAAGCUGAUGAUGUACAGGAGACGCUGAGGAAACAUGUGAAGCAGUUGGAAGAGACCCAGAGUGUGUGGGAGAAGCUGCUGGCAACGUGUGAGAGUUUGGGGCACUGGAUGACAGAGGAACAGAAAGGGCUGAAAGGCGUGGAGGAUUUGUCUGUCCCACUGAAUGAGAAACUCUCCAAAGUUAAGCAUAUUCUUCAAGCAGUUCUUGGUAAGUCAAAAGAACUUAAGAGCUUGGACGAAGAGUACCAGAAGCUGGGCCAGUUUAUCACCUCUGGCGAGGUUGCCCGGGUGAAGGCUCGGUCGACCCAACUGACCAGGCAGUGGGAGGACCUCCAUCAGCAAAGCCUUGAGGUGGACGGUAAACUGGAGAACCAAGUCUCCCUGCAGCAGAAGUAUGAAGUGGACUUCAAACAGGUCCAGCAGACACUGAUGGACAUGGAGUCUACAAUGAAAGGCAAGACCAAUAAGUGUUCCUCGGCAUCUGAGGCUAAGCAGCUAUUGCAGACACACCUGAAAUUCUGCCAAACGAUUGACCAGACGAGAAACCAAAUGGUGUCCCUCUCGACCAGUGCCCGCAGGGUCACCAAUGCGGACCAAGCCACUCAGCAACUGGGUGACUUGCAGGAAAACCUCGAGGAUCUGCAGGUUCGGGCCAAGAAGAGGGAGGAACAGCUGGAACAUAGGUUGUCUCUCUGGCACAAGUACGAGAAAGACCUGUCCAGCUUCAGUUCUUGGCUUGAAAAACAUGAAGCAAUUACAGGAGUAUGGUCGCCCUGCAUCUCCGCUGACCAAGCUGAGCUGCAAAACGAAGUGCUGACUCUGAAGGACUUACAGGCUGAGGUGACAUCCCAAGAGUCAGCCCUCAGGAGUCUGGUGGUGCAGAGCAAAGCCUUGUACCCCGUCACCACAGAGGACAGUCUGAAGGCGAUGAAAACAAAUCUGCAGCAGCUCGACAAGAGGUGGCAGAGCCUGUCCCACAGCAUCAAAAAACGCAUCCGGACCUUUGAGGAGGCAAUCGAGAAGCACCAGCAGUUUGACCAGUCUCUGCAAAAGUUCUCUUUCUGGGUCGAUCGCUUUCAGAGUGGCCUGCAGUCAACCUCGGAGAUCAAUCCCGCAGAUCUGCAGCCAGCUUUCAAUCACUUAAAGGACCAGUCAGGAGCCGUGGAGCAGCAACGUGCCGAGCAGCAAAGCCUAAGGGACCAGGUGGAGCAGCUGUGCCCGGCAACCAGCGGGCCCCAGGAUCAGCGUCUCCACGGCAGGACCGAGGAGUGCUUCCAACUCUUCCAGGAAGCCAACGAGGUGGUCGAGCGAAGGAACGAGGUCCUGGGACAGCUGGCCUCGUUCCUGGAGACCCACAGAGUGGCAGAGAACGUGCUCCACCGGAUUACAAAGACGGUCGAGACAGCCAGCAACUGGGACCGGGUGAAGACGGAGCUGUUGGACAAGGAGCUGGGUGACGUGACUCCCGAUAUUAAGCAACUGGAGUUGCAGGCUACGGCCCUUGAUGCCCUCAUCAGUAAAGCCCAGUGCCAUCUGAAGACCUCGGGAGCAGACCCGAGAACCUCGUGUCGAUCGUUGGCCGAGGGACUAGAGGCGGAACUGGACGCUGCUCAGAGACUCCUGGGGACCAAGCAGAGUGAGGCUGAGGCACUUAACUCCCUGUGGAGAUCAUUUAAAGAGCGCAAGGAGCAGUUGCUGAAGACCAUCGAGGACAUAGAAGAAAAGGCGGACCACCAGGGUUUAAAAGAAUUGACUGUACCAGCCUUGCAACUCAGGCUGCGGAUGUUCAGUCACCUGGAGGAAGAUCUGAGCUCUCAGCAGCACGAGCUGCAUCGUCUGACGGACAAAGCUAAACAACUUGCCGAGAGGGAUAAAUCGCUCGCUGCAGAAGCUGAGAAGGAAAUUCACUUAGUGCAAGUGACCUGGAAUGACGCCAAAAAGUUGAUCAAUGACGUUCAGGAUCAAGGCAGCUGCCUGGUUACCCUGAUGAGGGAUUAUCAGAGCUCCAAGUCUGCUCUUCUCAAAGUGGUGGAAAACUCAGAAGCUGUAGCUGUGAUCAAGUCAAGUCUGCUGGAUCAAGAAGACUUAAGGAGAACAUUAUCCAGGCAUGAGGUGGCGAAGUGCGAGUUAAGUGCGAGUCAGGAGCAAUUGGAUGGAUUCACAUCGAAAGGCAAACAGCUGCUGGCUGAACUGAAGAAAAUUCACGGCUGCAACCCAGGGCCCCUAAGGCAGGACCUGGACAAUAUCUUGGACCAGUGGCUGGAUAUAUCAGAGAGACUGGAUGGCAACAUUGAAAGGCUAAGUACGAGCCUUGCACUGUGGGAGGACGUGAUCGGCAUCGGCGAUGAGGUAGACACUUGGUCCAAAGGUUGCGUAUCCGAACUGAAUGAAAUGACUGGCAACUUGAACGACAGCCAGAGACUGGAAAGCAGAUUGCUCGAGUUCCAGUCUGAGGUCCAAAGCAAAGGGGAGAAGCUGAAGUGCCUGCGAUCUAAAAUCAGUGAACUGAUUAAGGUAGCCAAAUGUCAGGAGGCUCCACCUGUACUUCAGGCAGUGGAAGCUGAUUCCCAGAGGAAGUUGGACCAUGCGCAGGAAGUAUCUGAGGUGGCAAAGGAGACACUGAAGGAUUUUCGGGUCCAGAAGAAUCAGAUGGAGAGCUACAUCCAGGAUCUCAGUGAGUGGCUGCGCACAGUGGAGCACUCACUCGCUGCCUGUGCCGGCAGCCAGGAUCUCAAUGACCUGAGGAAAGUGAAGGAACUGGACUUGGAGCUGGUCAACCAGCAAGGCAGGAUCGACGCUGCCCGAGAGAACCUCAAUGGCCUCUGUAGGAGGUACCACUCCACGGAGCUGGAGGGGUUGGGCGGCUGGGUCACCGGGCUGAUCAAACAGUACGAGUCUGUCAACCAACUGUCCUCCAAAACCCAAGGCAGGCUCCAGGAGGCGCUGGAGCAGCACGUCAAUGGUAUUCUGCAGGAGUUUCAGCUCUGGCUGUGUGAGGCCAGAGCAUCAGUGAAGGACUGUGGUGACCAGGCAGGAGAUGUGCACAGAGUCGAGGAGAAGCUGCGGCAACUCAAGAAACUCCUGAGUAGGGCCAGCACGGGACAGGACAAACUGGAUGCGGCCGUGGCAGAAGGGGACAAACUAGUGCCGCACUUGUCCAAGCCCAGUGCUUCUCAGCUUCAGCAGCAGCUUGUCAGUAGUCGACAGGAGUGGCACGACUUCCUGAGCCAGUGCCAACACAACAGGAAGGCCCUGGAGGACUGCGUUGAAGAGUUGAAUGGCUUCGAGAGUUGUCAGAAGAAGCUGAGUCUGUGGCUCCAUCAGGCAGAAGAAAGGUUGGCCACGGAAUUCAUCAGAACGAACAAGGGUAACGCUCCCGACUUGCAAGCUGAGCUGGAAAAUAUGGAGGAUUUCUUCGCUGAAAUCCAAGGACGAAGGGAUUCCUGUGAUAACUUGUGCCACAAGGCUCAGUGCCUGAGCGAGCUGGGCUACGGAGAUGGAGGUGGCACCCGCUCAGCCUCUCAGCUGCAGUCCCGACACCAGCUCCUGGCCAAGACGGUGAAGGAGAAGCUGAGAGCUGGCCAGCUGGGUCUGCAGGAACACCAGGCCUUCGAGGAGACCCUGCAGAACACCUGGUCGUGGCUGAGAGAGGUCCAGAGUAAACUCGCCGCUGCGGACAGCACCCUCGGCCACAAAGCCACGCUGGAGAAAAAGCUGCUUCAAGUCCAGGAGAUCCUGCUGAUGAAGGGGGAAGGGGACGUGAAGCUGAACAUGACCAUCGGCAAAGGAGAACAGUCCCUGAAGAGCAGUAACCACGAGGGGCGGAAGGCCAUCCACGGGCAGCUUCAGGCGGUCAAGGAGACGUGGGCCGAGGUGGUCAGUAACUCCGUCAGCUGCCACAGCCGGCUGGAGUGGGCGGUGACACAGUGGAGCAGCUUUGUGGAGAGUAAAGGCCAGCUGCAGGAGUGGAUGGAGAGCGUGGAGCAGGAGAUGAGCCGAGGCCUGGAGCAGCAGAAUGACCUGAAGGACAAGCUGCUGCAGCUGGAGAGACACCAGAGUGUGGUGGCCGACAUCGAGAAGCACUCGGCUGUCCUAAGCCGCUUGGUGGAGAAAGCACAGGAGCUGCUGGAGAAAACUGGCGAUCCGGCGUUCACAGAAGACGCCCUGCUGGAGAUCAGGACCCAGUUUGCUGAUAUUGUCGUGGUUGCCAAGGGCAAAGUCAAGAAGCUGGAGGAGGUGGUGCAGGACCAUCAGAGCUAUCAGAGCGCGGUCCAGGAACUGUCCAACUGGCUGAACUCGGCGAAGGAAGAACUUCACCGCUGGUCGGAUAUCUCGGGGGACUCUUCCACCCUGCAGCGGAAACUGGAGAAAGUCAUGGAGCUGAUCGUUUCCAGACGCAAUGGCGGGGAGCGUUUAAGCAGAGCCGAGUCCCUGGCUGAAGAGGUUGUUCGGCAGACGGGAGCUGGUGGGCGCGAGGCCAUCCGCAGGGAGCUGGAGGCACUGCGGGCUGAGUGGCGGCAGUGGGAAGAGAGCACGGUGCAGGCGCAGAGCUGCCUGGAGACCAUGCUGAGCCAGACCACCAGCUCCGAGCAGGAGUUUGAGGCUCAGGUCGCCCAGCUUAACAGAGACCUGCAGGACUUCAGCGCCAGCCUCGGGGCCUGUUCCCACAGCCUGUCCCAACUGCAGGACAAAACCACCGAUGAAGAAGUCGUGGAAUGUUGGCAGAAGGCAAAGGAGACAGAGGAAGCCCUGAAGGAGGCGGAAAGUGCCAGUGAAUCACUGAAGACUCAACUAAACGACCUCUGCAGAUUUUCCAAGGACUUGAGCUCGCAUUCAGAUAAAGUUUCUUCUUUAAUCAAAGAGUACAAUAGCCUUUGUUUGCAGACGGCCAAGUACUGUCAGAGCAAGGAGAAGGCCCUGGAGCAACGAUUCCGCACCACCUUCAGAGAAUUCCAGCAGUGGAUGAUCAACACCAAAAUCACCACCUGCUUCGAUACGCCGCAAAACAUCGACGAGGCCACGGCAAUAAUCCAGAAACUGCAGGAUUUCCUGUUGGAGAGCGAGGCGUGUCAGGGCAAACUAAACACCCUGAUUUCCAAAGGUGAGCUCCUGAGCCGGAUCCUCAGCAAGGAGAAGGCGGAGGCAAUAAAGGCCAAGGUGACCACAGCCAAGUUGGACUGGAAGAAUCUGCUGGCAAAUCUUCACCAAAAGGAGGCGGCCUUACAGAACCUGCAGUCCCAGAUGAAGGACUUUGAGGCAGGUGUUGGCCCUGUGCAGGAGUGGCUGGUCGCCACAGAAAUGGCCGUACAAGGGAGCAGCGCUCAGCUGCCCGACCUGCUAGCGAAGAAAAACGAACAGUUCAGAUUGCAGUCUAUCCUAGAGGAUAUAGCCUCCCGCGAACCACAGCUAAACAAGCUGAAAGAGAAAGCUCACCACCUGUGGGAAGAGCAAGCGUCUAACAAAAGCUUUACGCACAGAGUGUCUCAGCUGUCCGCUUGGUAUUUAGCCUUGAGUAACUUAGCCAAGGAGAAAGCUUUGAGGGUGCAGCGGACAGUGACGGAACACCAGCAGUUCUCCCAGGGACUGAAGGAGCUCCAGGACUGGUUGGCUGACGCCAGGCACAUGCUGGAAUCCUAUUGCACUCCCACUGCUGAUAAAAACAUGCUGGACAGCCGGAUGGCCAAGGUCGAGGCUCUCCUCGCGCUCAGACAAGAAAAGGAGAUUCAACUGAAGAUGGUGCUGACCCGCGGGGAGUCUGUCCUGAGGAGCACGUCCCCUGAGGGCGCUCCCACCGUCCGCAAGCAAAUGGAGGAUCUGAAAGAUUCCUGGGACUCACUUCUUUCGUUCUCCAUUCAGUGCAAGAGCCAACUGGAAGCAGCAUUAUCCCAGUGGACCAGUUACCAGGAUGAUGUCCGGCAGUUCCUAAGCUGGAUGGAUCGCAUGGAAGGAGACCUAAAGGCUUGUGAACGACAAUGUACAGAACUUAGGGACAAAGCCACAGGACUGGGCAAAGCCAAGUUACUGUAUGAAGACAUCGGGAGUCACAGCCAGCUGCUGGAAACCAUCCAGGCUAAAGGCGAGAGCAUGGCCCAACACUACGUCACGCGUUUGGAGCUGCAAGAACUUCAGGAGCGCUUUCACUCUCUGAGUGACAAGGCAAAGGAGGGGAUGAGGAGAGCGGAGGAACUGGUCCAGCUUCACCAGGAGUAUCAGCAGGGCCUGAGGUUGUUCGAGGAGUGGCUGGAGCAGGAGAAGGAGAAGCUGUAUUGUUGUUCACACAUGGGCAAAGAUGUCGUGACCUUCGAAAAUACACAUCGCGACCUUGAGGACUUGGAGAAGCGAUGCACUGAGGGCCAGACUCUGAUGAAUGCCGCACUGAGAACGCAGGAGAAGGUGAGCCUGCCUGGGUCGAUGUACAUGGAGGACCGCAUUCUCGAGUCUGCUCAGCACGACUGGCACCUGUACCAGCGAAGGCUCGGCGAGGCCAAGGAUAAGGUCCACGCCACCCUGAACGUGCUCACGCGCCUGGAGAAGAUGUUCCAGCAGGUGGACGCGUGGCUGUCUGGCUUAGAGAGCGAGGUGGACAUCCGGACGGGGAGGAAGUCCGACCGAGCCACCAAGGAAGUGCAGAUGGAGCAGCUGCAGAAAUGGAACGAAGAAAUCCUGAGCCGGAAAGAUGAAGUGGAAAGGGUUGGGCUGCUUGCCCACCAAGUUCUGGAGGAGAGUCACAUCAACAGCAGUGUGGGAUGUCAGGCCACCCAACUGGCCACCCGAUACCAGGGCAUUCUGCUUCACGUGGUGGACCAGACCAAAUUACUGAGGGAGGAACUGCGAGCCCUGGAGGAAGCUGAUUCCGCUCUCGGCACCUACACGGGCUGGCUCAGGGCUGCACAGAAGAACUUCAAGAACCUGGCAGUCGCUUUGACGGUGGUGGACAAAGUUGCCAUGGAAAGCAAGAUCAAAAAGUUUGAGACUCUACACAGCAACAUUGAUAUGGGGAACACUUUGCUCAAGAUGAUUCUGGAGAAGAGUGAGCGAGCCAUCGAGUGCCUGGAUGAACCCGGAGCUCAGUGUCUCCGGGAAGCGAUGGAUGGCCACAUUAGCCAACUGAACGAGCUGACCUGCUCCAUCAGGAGAGAGCGUGGAAACCUGGAGAAAUGUCUCUCCCUCACAAAGGAGUUCACCGAUAAGUACCAGAGCCAGACCAAGUGGCUGGCAGACUAUCAGGCUAUCUUACAGAUCCCUGUUGAGCCAAAGGUGGAACUGUAUGAGAAGAAAGCCCAGCUGGCCAAGUACAAGGCCAUCCAGCAGACAGUUGUAUCCCACGAGCCAGGCAUAAGGUUGGUGAUCGAGAGGGGCGAGGCAGUCUUUGAUCUCGUUCAUGACCCCGCCGUCAGUGACAAUCUGAAGAGACUGCUGUCCGACUACCAGGAGCUGUGCUCCACGGUGACGGUCUGCAAGGAGGACCUGGAAGAGAAGGUGAGGGAGCAUGAGGACUACAACAGCAACCUGCAAGAGGUGGAAAAGUGGCUGCUGCAGAUCUCCACCAGGCUGGUGGCCCACGACACCACCCAGAGCACCAACCUAGAGAUGGCAACCCAGCACCUGGCCAGACAUAAGCCGAUAAUGGAGGAGAUUGCCGGUUUUGAACACGCCCUGGCGAGUCUGAGAAACAAAGGAGACAGCCUGAUUGCCAACUGCUCGGAGGGGCUCCAAGGAAAGUUCAAGCACCAAGUCCAAGGACACCUACAGGGGAUCCGGGACAGCUACUCUGCCAUCUGUAGCACAGCUCAGAGGUUGUACCAGAGUCUGGAAUGCGAGCUCCAGAAACAUGUGAGCCACCAGGACACACUGCAGCAGUGCCAGACCUGGCUCCAGACUGUGCAGCAGGAGCUGGACGUCCAAGCUCACCCGCCCACCAGCCCAAAGAAGUCAAUCAAACAGGUGAAACACUACCGGGCUCUGCAGGAGCAGGCGAGCACGUACCUGGAGCUCCUCUGUUGCAUGUGUGACCUGUCCGACGACACCGUCAAGAAGGCAGCAGGAGACAUCCAACACACCAAACAAAUGAUAGAACAGCACCUGGUCAGGUCACAGGAGCUGGCCCUAGGCUGGGAGGAGAUCAAACGACACAAAACGGAGCUCUCCGCGUAUUUCCUGGACAUCGAGCAACAGCUCCAUAGCCUGAAGAGGAGACCCGCAGAACUGGAACUGAAGAUUGCCCAGAACCUGUUGGCCCAAGUGCAGGAUUUGGGCCAUCAACUCCAAUCCAGGCAGGUAAAUAUUACAACACUCACUGAGAAGAUCAGUAACCUGACGGAAGGUCUUGAGUCACCCGAGCACUCAGAGGUUGGCCAUUUGAGCAACCAGUGGUUGGAGUUGUGCCAUCAGAGCAACACCUUGCUCUCCAUGAGGGAGCGGGACCAGCAGUGGGCCAGGGAUUAUCAAGACCGAAUGAGCAUCGUGGAAGUGCUUUUGGACAAGUUCACCAAAGAAUGGGAUGACCUAGGAAGAACGGACGCGGAGAGCACAGCUGAGCUCCUGGAAGCCCUGAAGCAGCUGGCGAGCGCGGUGCAGGCUCAGAGGUUUGUGCUGGAUGACCUGAAGGAGCAGAAGCAGAAGCUGAUGGAGCGCCUGAAUCCUGAGGACAAGGAGCUGAUCAAGGAGCAGACCAGCCACUAUGAGAAACAGUGGGCCCAACUGGAGGAGCUGCUGGAGAGGAAGAUCCAGGUCUCCGUGACCACCCUGGAGGAGCUGAGCCAGUGCCAGUCCAAGCUGGAGGACCUGCUGGACUGGGCCGAGGGUCAGACCCGGCUUAUCUCCGAGGCCCUGCGGUGCAGCCCGCCGGCAGAGCUGGCCCAGACCUUGCUGCUGGACCACAUCGCCAGCUGCAGCGAGCUGGAGUCGCAGCAGCUGGCCCACGGCGCGGCCACGACAGAGGCGGAGAAGAUCCUGGCCCGGUUGGGCCUGGACGAGCGGCAGCGGCUGCAGAAGACGCUGGGCGCCCUGCACGGGAGGAUGGGCUCGCUGAGCGAGGCGGUGGGGCAGCGGAGGAAGUACCUGAGCCGGGCCCUGUCGGACCGCACCCAGUUCCUCAUGGCGCUGGGCCCGGCCGUCGGCUGGAUCCGGCAGACCGAGAUGGCGGCCACCACCCCGGAGCACGUCGCCCUCAUGCCGCUGGACGUCGCCAAGCAGAUCCGGGCCUGCAAGGCCGCCUGUGCCAGCCUGAAAGAGUACCAGGCCGACGUGGCGGCUCUCUGGGCCCAGGGCAGGGAGCUGGCCCGGGAGGCGGCCGAGGAAGAGACGGCAGAAAUAAUGACCCACCUGCAGGAGCUGCAGGCCGCCUACGACUCGGCGGUGCAGAAGAGCGCGCAGCGGCUGCAGGGGCUGGAGAGGAUCCUGGCCUCCAGGAAGUACUUCAAGGCCGACCUGGACAAGGUGUGCCACUGGCUGAAGCAGGCCGACAUCCUGACCUUCCCGCAGACCAGCCUGAUGAGCAGCGACGCGGAGCUGUGUGUCCAGCUGGCCAAGUACCAGCUCCUCCUGGAGCAGUGCCCCGAGUACGAGAACCAGCUCCUCCUGGUGCAGAGGAGCGGCCGGGAACUCCUGCCUUCCCUCAGCGAGGCCGACCACUCCUUCUUGGACGAGAAGCUCAACGCCCUGCCCAAGCAGUUCAACGCCAUCAUCGGCCUGGCCAAGGAGAAGUCGGAGAAGAUCCAAGAGGCCAUCGCGGGCAGGAAAGAGUACAUCUCCCUCAUCGACAUGACCAGCAAGGCUUUGAGCGAGCUGGAGGACCAGCUGGUCCAGAUGGGCAAAAGCAAGCUGAGGCUUUCCUCCGAGGAGGCAGCAUCGGUGCAGGCUGACUACCGCACCCUCCUGGGCGAGGUGGUGGGACUGGGCAAAGCGGUGGACGAGCUGAACCAGAGGAAAGAGACCUUCCGAAGCUCGGGUCAACCCUGGCAGCCCGACGAGAUGGCGGGGCUGGGCAGCCUGUACAACCGGCUGAAGCGCCAGGCCGAGCUGAGGGUGUCCAUGCUGGGAGACACAGUCUCGGCCUACCUGGAGCACGAGGCCACCUCCCGGCAGUUGGAGGCUCAGCUCCAGGCGCUGCAGGAGGGCCUGGCCAAGACCAACCAGGAGACCCUCACCCUCGAGGAGAAGCUGAAGAACUACCACGCCCUGGCCGGAGGCGUGCAGGCCGCCAGCUCCCUUCUGAAGAGGCUGAUCGAGCAAGUGGAACAGUUUUCGCCCGAGCUGGAGAGCAGCGCUCAUGAGGCGAGAAGCCUGCAAAUCCAGGCCUGGAGAGAGGCCCUGGAGACGGCCCAGGGAACAGUCGGCGGGAGGAUAACAGAGUGCGAGGGCAGGCUCGUCCAGAGGAUCGACUUCCAGACCGAGAUCCAGCGCACCCUCGAGUGGCUGCGGAAGAUCAAGGGGGACCUCGGCGUUGCCGCGUACCUGGACGUCAAGCUUCCGAGCAUCCAGGAGGAGAUACGGAAGUCCCAGAUCCUGGAGGAGGAGGUGCAGUCGACUCUUCGGAUCAUGGCGGCGUUGAGCGGCAAGGAGAAGGACAAGUACUCCGAGUCGAAGGAGCUGAUGCCGCCACAGGUGGAGACCAACCUGAGUGAGCUCGCCCAGCUCGAGGCCCAAGUCCAGGAAAUGCUGAGCACCAAGAAGCAGUCCCUCGACAAGGUACAAAGCAUGAUUCUGCAGUACCAAUGGGCAGUUCAGUCUGCUGGUGACUGGUUAGAGGAUGCCAACGCCCUUUUACAGCAAGCGACUGAGGGCUUGGAUGUGGAGGCAUCAGAGGAGACCUUGAGCAGACACACGGAAUUCUUUUCUACAGAAUCCACGUUCGCAAGCCAAAUGGGGCUGCUGGAGCGCCUGGUACCGGACCUACUGCCGUCAAUCAACCCGGCAGGAAGAGAGCAGGUGGAGCAAAGCUUGGCAUCGUUGCGGCAAAGGAAAGGUGACACCGAGCUGGAAGCUCAGGGCCAGCGGAACAUCUUGCAAAGAUGUGUCGCACAGUGGCAAGACUACCAGGAGGCCCGGCAGCAGUUAAUUGCUCUCAUGAACCAGGCAGAAAAGACGUUGUCGGAAUUCUCCACUGCCAAAGCAGCAACUAGCCAUGAAAGUGAAGAGAAGCUGACUCAGCAUAAGUCGUUGCUAUCGGUGGUGAAUUCCUUCCAGGAGAAGAUCACUACCCUGGAGGAGCAAGCCUCGCAGCUGGAGAGCUUGGGCAAUGAUGCCAGCAAGGCCACCAUCAGUAGAUCGAUGACCACUGUGUGGCAGCGCUGGACCCGGCUACGCAGUGUAGCCCGGGAGCAGGAAAAGAUGCUGGAAGAAGCAGCACGCGGAUGGAAGAACCUCACAGAUAAGAUCGAGACAACCACAGUGGUGGUGGACCAGCUGCAGGAUCGACUCCCCGACAGCUCCGUGGAGAAGGCACGGAAGACCGAGCUGCUCGAGCUCCUCGAAUACCACGACGCCUUUGCGCAGGAAGUGGAGCGGGAGCAGUCCACUCUGACCGUGCUCCGACAGCAGGCACUGAACAUGCUGCGAGACGUGGCCAUGCCUUCAACCACGGUGGAGGAUCUCCCCGUCAUGCACGAGAUCAAAGCCAUGCAGGACAGAUAUGACAACGUCCGACAAAAGAUAAGGAAGAGCAAGAAAAUGGUCCAGCAGGAACUGAAGGAGCGGGAGGAGGUGGAGAGCGAAUUAAACGCCAUCAAGCAGUGGCUGCGGGAGACAAAGGAGUAUCUGCAAAACCCAACCACUGAUGCAGUUACAGAGCUCCAGGAGCUGAAGGAACUGCACGGGGAGGUAGCUACUCGACAUCAGACAGUGGAACAGCUGGGAGACAGACAGCGGGAUAAGUACCUGGAAUUAUACACCAUCCUGCCCUCUGAGCUGUCAGAGCAACUGGCUGAGGUCAGGCUAGCCCUUGGAGCCAUUGAGGAACAGGUGAAUGUGAAAGAAGGGGAAGCUGAACAAAUGAAGGCAGUGACCCUGGACUUUAACAGCAGGAUGCAACAGAUCUCCGAUGGGCUGCACGACAUUUCCAGAAAACUAAAAGAGAAAGGAGUAGAUGCCGUACAAGCCAAGAUUGAGCAGGAGAGGCUCUGGGACAGGCUGGACAGCUGCAACGUGAAGCUGGUGGAACUGGAUGCCACCGUGCAGGAUUUCAUGGAGCAGAACCCUCAGCAGAGCAAGCGGCUGAUGGAUGACAUGACUAAACUAUCCAGCCUCUAUCAGCAGGUCUUUCGAGAGACUGAGUACAGAGCCUCCAAACUCAACAAGGCCGCUUCCCAGUUGGAGGAAUUCCACGAAAUGCUGGAGUUUGUACUGAAAUGGGUGGAGAGAGCGAAGCACCUCAGCCACAGCGACAUCGUCUGGGAUUCAGCGGCUCAGCUCAAUGACCAGCUGAUGAUCCACCAGGCUGCUCUCCGUGAAUCCGAGGAAAUCCAGAGCGACCUGCAGGCCAUGAGCGAGAAGCUAGACAGCGUCAGCGACGUGUAUCAGACGGCAGCCAUGUCCCAGCGUGUGAGCAAUCUCCGCCAACAGACCGACGACCUCCAGCAGCUGGUGCGGACCCGGCUACAGAGCCUGCAGGAUGCGGCCAAGGAUAUGGAGCAGUUUGAGACCGAAGUGAAGAGCCUGCAAGCCAUGGUGAAGCAGGCCCAAGUUACACUGACCUCUCCUGAGCUCGCUCGUCUCUGCCUAAAGGAGCAACUCUUCCAAAGACAGAGGUUGCUGGCUGACAUGGAGGGCUUCAAGCAGAAGGUACAGGUCGUGCAGAAACUCCAGGCCGCCCUGCGCAUCCCGGAAGAAAUCGUCACCAACCUGCCCAUCUGCCAGACGGCGCUGAGGCUGCAGCAGGAAGCCAGUCGUCUGCAGCACACCGCCAUCCAGCAGUGCAACAUCCUGCAGGAGGCAGUGAUUCAGUAUGAACAGUAUGAGCAGGAGAUGAGGCACCUCCAGCAGCUGAUUGAAAGGGCGCACCGGGAGAUCCAGGAGAGGCCCGUGUCCACUAGCAACAUCCAGCAGCUGCAGGCCCAGAUCUCCAGGCACAAGGACUUCGCACAGAAGAUCAAGGGCUACCAGGAGCAAAUCGCGGCGCUCAACACCAAGUGCAAGAUGUUGACAAUGAAGGCGAAACACACCACCAUGUUGCUGACUGUGACCGAGGUGGAGGGGCUGGAGGAGCUGGACGGGGAGCCGCUGCACGCACACUCGGCCCACCCUUCCGUGGUCAUGAUGACAGCUGGGCGUUGUCACACCCUCCUCUCACCUGUCACGGAGGAGUCUGGGGAAGAGGGGACGAACAGCGAGCUUUCCUCCCCGACAGCCUGUCGCUCUCCCUCACCUGUGGCUAAUGCUGAUGUGUCUGUUAACCAGGAUAGUGCUUAUCACACAACAUUGUCUGCAGAAGAGUUGCAGACAGCAGCCUCUGAUGUGGAGAUCAUGAAUGGUGCUGCAUCUCCACAGGAACCCUCCGAGUCUUCGUUGGGAGACCAGGCCUCGUCCAAGCUCGAUGACCUUCAGCGAUCCUGGGAAACGCUGAAGAAUGUGAUCAGCGAAAAGCAGCGCACCCUUUACGAGGCGCUGGAACGGCAGCAGAAGUAUCAGGACUCCGUGCAGUCGGUGUCGACCAAGAUGGAGCUGAUCGAGGGGAAGCUCGGCGAGUCGCUCCUUGCGGGCGAGAGUCACGACCUCCAGAUGGCUGCACACCAGGGACUGAUGGAGGAGAUCGUGACGCUUCAGGACGAGAUUAACGAGCUGCAGGUCUGCUUUGCCGAAGAGCUGGUGUCGGACACGGUGGACGCCGACACCGCUGACCAGCUGGCCAUGCAAUCCACACUGACCGUCCUGGCCGAGAGAAUGGCCACCAUCAGGAUGAAAGCCUUGGGGAAGAAGCAGCUUCUGGAGGUUUGCGGGCUCUCGGUUUACUUUCUUGAAGGCUUGUGCUUUUUAGACAGAGCCGUGGACUGUGGACAGAGUGAGACACUUGGCAAAGUGGUCCUUCAGAAACAGCGGCAGAUCCAAGCCCUGCAAAUGUAUCGCAGUGAGGCCGAUGAGCUGGACAACUGGCUGCAGAUGACAAAGGCCGCACUGGACACUGCUCUUGAAGUCCCCGGAGAGCACAUGGACAUGGAGGAUCAGCUGACCGACUGUCAGGACAUACUGAUGCAGAUUGAGCGGAAAGUGGCCUCCGUGUCUGAGCUCUCCGUCAACAGCGAGAACCUGCUCAUUGAAGGGAAGCCCCAGACGCGGGAACAAGCCGAGCACCUGACGGACAAACUCCGCAACCUGAAGGGGAGCUUGGUGGAGCUGCAGAAACUGCUGCAGGACAAAAGGAUCGGAAUCAAAGAUGGUGUGGAUCAGGAGAAGGAGGAUAUGGAAAUGGAUUCCACGCUCCACGCAAGCCCCAAUUUCCAAGAAUGGCUGGUUCAAGCACGAGCCACUCGCUACCAAAACCAGCAGAACAGUCUGCAGAGACAGAAGGAGCUGGAACAGCAGCUUGCAGAGCAGAAGAAUCUGCUACGGUCGGUAGCAAGCAGUGGAGAGAAGAUCCUGACUCAGCAAAGCAGUGUGGAGGCUCUGGGUGAGGAGCAGAGAUCACAGGGCAGCGAGGCUGCCCAGCAGGGAUCUCUAUCGCAGGAGCUGGGUUUUGAGGGGGAGAAGGUCUUCGCGUUGCAGCAGCUGCGAAUGAAAUGGCAGAAUCUCCAUAAAGAGACCAGCAACAAGCAGAAGAUGUUCAAAAAUACACUGGAGCACCAGCAGGUGUAUGGAUUGGCUGGCGGGGUAUCGAGUGGAAUGGCUUUAUUCAAAGGGGAAUCUCAGACGUCGGACAAGUCCCUAGAAGCUGUCAAGUUCCUGAUGACUGACCUGAGCGAAGCUUUCAGAGAUCUUUCCUCGCAGGGUAAGGAUGCUGAGGAACAGAGUCUUGCUCUGGAGCAGAAGCUGUUUGAUGGUGCGUCAGCUGCCUGCCACUGGAUGGACAGUGUCGAAGAUCACAUCUUUACCAGCGUGAAUUUUCUCCUGGAAAAACUUGAAGCACACUUGAACCUCGAAGAGGGUCUUGCAAAAGAGGUCGAGGAGGUGAUUGAAGAAGUAACCGGGAAGAAGGAUGAGUUCUUCCUUGUUCUGCCCGAGACUAAAACGAACCAGGAUAUCAUUGAAGAAACGGUGAGGUGCCUCCAGGACAGGCUCGGCUCGUUAGGAUUAACCCUGAAGCAGCGCUGCGAGAGGCUCAGAGACAGACUGCAGCAGCUGAUGGAGUACCAAACUGAGUUGAAGCUGCUGGUCACCUCCAUGGCUGACAGUAAGUAUGUCGUCCUACAGAAGCUGACUGAAGCUAUGGAGCAUCCUGUCACAGAGCAACUGCAGGCUGUUUUGCAGGCAGAAGAUGAUCUCAGGGAGUUUGAGAUGCGAAUCAGCCGCUUAAAAGAGCGAUUGGAGGAACUGCAGCCAGACCCGACUAAACUUCUGGAUCUUUCGAAAGUGCAGGAUACGUAUGAAGAGUUGACGAUGAUUGUUGGCUCCAGGCGCAGCUCUUUAAACCAGAACCUGGCAUUGAGAGGUCAGUAUGAGCAAGCCCUGCAGGACUUGUCGGACCUGACCGACACAGGCCAAGAGAAGAUGGCACUGGACCAGCGGAUCCUGGUCACAUCCAGAGGAGAUGUCAAGAACUUGCUGGAUAAACACAAGGAAUUUUUCCAGGGACUCGAGUCUCACCGGAUUGUCACAGAAACACUCUAUAAAAAAGUAAGCAGCUGCCUCCACCAAAAGGAAACUAGCUCCCAGGAAGAACUGAUCAGCAAGUCCUUGGCCUUGCUGAAGGAUGCCCACAGGAGAGGUGUGGAAUUCGAGGGGACUUUGGAGACCUGGACCAAGCUGACGAAGGAUUAUGAGAACUUGUGCAAGCAACUGGAAGCAGUGGAGAGCAGUAUCCCUGGAGCUGGACUGGUCGAGGAGUCGGAGGAGCGACUAACAGAGCGGAUCGCUCUUUACCAGCGGUUGAAAGGCAUCCUGACUGAACACCAGCCACAGUUGUACCAAGUGCUGGAGGAUGGGAAGAAGCUCUUGACAUCCAUCAGCUGCACAGACCUGGAGGCUCAGCUGAACCAGCUGGGUGAACACUGGCUCUCCAGCACUGCCAGGGUCUGCAGGGAGCUGCAUCGGCUCGAAUCUGUCCUUAAACACUGGAGCAGGUACCAGACUGAGUUUGCUGAGUUGAAUCACUGGCUCCAGUCUGCCAUGGAGUGCCUGGAGUUCUGGAAACUGCAGUCAGUGACCCUCCCUCAAGAGUUGGACGCUGUCAGGGAUCAUCUGAGCUCAUUCCUGGAAUUUUCCAAGGAGGUCGACACAAAGUCUUCUCUUAAGUCCUCGGUACUGAGCAGAGGAAAUCAGCUGUUACGUCUGAAGAAAGUGGACACAGCAGCCUUGCGAUCUGGGCUGGCCCGGACUGACAGUCAGUGGACAGAACUCCUCACUCAAAUCCCACUGGUCCAGGAAAAAUUGCAUCAGCUUCAGAUGGAGAAGUUACCGUCUCGCACAGCGAUCAACGAGCUCAUGAACUGGAUCACCUUGAUGGAGCAAAUCAUUGAAGAGGACGAUGAGAAGAUCAAAAGUGCAGUGGGCUCACAAACGAUGGAACAAUACCUCAAGAAGUACAAGGCUUUCAAGAUCGAUUUGACCUGUAAGCAGUUGACCGUGGACUUUGUGAACCAGUCAGUUUUACAGAUCAGCAGUCAUGAUGUGGAGAGCAAGCGCAGCGAUAAGACCGAUUUUGCCGAGCGCCUUGGUGUGAUGAACAGGAGGUGGCAACUGCUUCAAGGGCUGAUCACUGAGCAGAUCAGGUCAUUAGAAGGCUCGUUGGAAUCAUGGACGGAGUAUGAGAAUAACAUGCAGAGCUUGAAAACUUGGUUUGAAACUCGGGAAGAGAGAAUCAAGAAGUGGAACUCCAUUGGUGACCUUGCCUCUGUCCAGACUGCUCUGAAGGAUUGCCGGGAACUGGAAAAUAUGGUCCAUGUGAAAGAAAAGGAAGUGGAGAAGGUUGAACAAAGUGGACUGCUCCUCAUCCAGAACAAGAAAGGCGAGGUCUCCAGCAGUGUCAUGGAUGCACUCCGAGAACUCAGUCAUUCCUGGACACGGCUGGAUCACCUGGUUGGACAACUCAGAGCCACGCUGCAGUCAAUGUUGGACCAGUGGAUUAGCUACAAGGGAGCACAUGAAGAGAUUAACGGGCAAUUGACGGAGGCCAACUACUCCCUUUCUCGUUUCCGCUUGCUAACUGGCUCUCUGGAAGCCGUGCAAAUUCAGGUGGACAACCUGCAGAACUUACAAGAGGAGCUUGAGAGGUCAGAAGGCAGCUUGGAGAAGUUUGGCUCAGCAACCACGCAGCUGUUAAAAGAGUGUUGCCCAUCCGUCCACAACUCUCUGACUUCAAGUCUGAAUGAGGUUACCGUCGGCUGGAAUAAUUUGCUUCAGGACGUGGUGGAGCAGCUCCGCAUGAGGAAGGGCCUGCUGCAGCUCUGGCAGAGGUACAGGGAGCAGUCGGGCCAGUGUUCAGUCACCCUGAGGCAGCAGGAGGAGGGGAGCACCGAGCUGAUUAAGAAAGCUGCAAACCGGGAUGUGGCAGAAGACGAGGUGACAAAAUGGAUUCAGGACUCCGAUGAACUGCUGGAGGAGUUGGGAACACUGCGGGAUUCCCUUCACGUUCUCUCGGAGCUCGGCGAGGAGUUGAGGCAGCAGGUGGAACCUUCAGCAGCAGCUGCUAUACAGUCUGAGCGGCUGUCCCUUGCUCAGCGACUGUCUUCUCUGGAGCAGGCACUCGACAGACAGCGGGCUGUGCUUCAGGCUGGCAUUCAGGACUAUGAGGCCUUCAGCAACAAACUGGAAGCCUUGGAGAUGUGGAUCGUGGAAGCUGAUGAGGUGCUGAAACUGCAGGAUCCCAACCGCUCGUCUGAUCUCACCAUAAUCCAGGACCGAAUGGAGGAGCUGAAAAUCCAGAUGCUGAGAUUCAGUAGUACAGUUCCCGACUUGGAUCGGCUGAAUGAGUUGGGGUACAGGUUGCCACUCAAUGACAAGGAGAUCAAGCGUAUGCAGACAUUGAACCGAUAUUGGUCCUCCAUUUCUGGCCAGACCACAGAGAGGUUCAGUAAAUUGCAGGCGUUCCUGCUUCAGCACCAGACUUUCCUGGAGAAAUGCGAGACCUGGAUGGAGUUCCUGGUCCAUACGGAGCAGAAGCUGGCAGUGGAGAUUUCUGGAAACUACCAGAAUCUUCUGGAACAGCAGAGAGCACACGAGCUGUUCCAAGCAGAGAUGUUCAGUCGGCAGCAGAUCCUGCAUUCCAUCAUCAGCGACGGCCAGCAUCUUCUCGAGCAGGGCCAGAUUGACGACAGGGAUGAGUUUAACUCCAAGCUGGCCAUGCUGAGUAACCAGUGGCAGGGAGUCAUCCGUCGUGCGCAGCAGCGGAGGGGAAUCAUCGACAGCCAGAUCCGGCAGUGGCAGCGCUACCGGGAGAUGGCGGAGAAGCUGAGGAAGUGGCUGUCGGACGUGUCGCAGCAGCUGGAGCGGCAGUGGAGCAGCGCGGCUCCCGUCGCCCUGCAGCAAGCCCGGGCUCUGCUCGACGAGGUUCAGUUGAAGGAGAAGGUGCUGCAGCGGCAGCAGGGGAGCUACAUCCUGACGGUGGAGGCUGGGAAGCAGCUCCUGCUCUCAGCAGACAGCGGGGCGGAGGCGGCCCUGCAGGCCGAGCUCACCAACAUCCAGGAGCAAUGGAGGGCCGCCAACAUCAGUCUGGACGACCAGAGGAAGCAGCUCAGCAUCUUGUUACGGGACUGGGAGCGAUGCGAGAGAGGAAUGGCUGAGUCUCUGGACAAGCUGAGGUCCUUCAAGAAAAAGCUGUCCCUGCCACUGCCUGACCAUCACGAUGAGCUGCACUCGGAACAGAUCAGAUGCAUGGAACUGGAAAGCUCCUUUGGAGGGUGGACUGAUGACCUUGCCCACCUCUCCUUUCUGAAGGAGACCUUGUCCAGCUACAUCCGUGCUGACGACAUCUCGGUCUUGCAGGAGCGCAUCGAACUGCUGCACAGGCAGUGGGAUGAGCUGUGCUACCAGGUCUCGUCGCGCAGACAGCUGGUGACGGAGAAGCUCAACGAGUGGGCACUGUUUAAUGAGAAGAACAAGGAGCUGUGCGAGUGGUUGACUCAAAUGGAGAGCAAAGUGACGCAGAACGGGGACAUCAGCAUCGAGGAGACGAUCGACAAACUGCAGAAGGAUUAUCAGGAGGAGGUCACAGCAGCAGCAGAGAACAAGGUGCAGCUGCAACAGAUGGGCCAGAGACUGGUCCGAGCAAGUCACGAGAACAAAGCGACCGAGAUAGAAUAUAAACUGGGCAAGAUUGAUGACCGGUGGCAGCAUCUGCUGGACCUCAUCGGCGCCAGAGUGAAGAAGCUGAAGGAAACGCUGGUUGCCGUGCAACAGCUGGAUAAGAACAUGAGCAGCUUGCGGUCGUGGCUUGCCCAGAUCGAAACCGAGCUGUCGAGGCCAAUAGUCUACGAGUCUUGUGAUUCUCAUGAAAUACAACAGAAGCUCACAGAGCAACAGGAGCUGCAGCGAGACAUUGAGAAGCACAGCACGGGUGUGGCGUCGGUGCUCAACCUGUGCGAGGUCCUGCUGCACGACUGCGAUGCCUGCUCCACGGAGACGGAGUGCGACUCGAUUCAGCAGGCCACCCGCAACCUGGACCGCCGCUGGAGGAACAUCUGUGCCAUGUCCAUGGAAAGGAGACUCAAGAUUGAGGAGACCUGGAGGUUGUGGCAGAAGUUCCUGGAUGACUAUACCCGCUUCGAGGACUGGCUGGAAACGUCUGAGCGUACCGCGGCCAUGCCCAACUCCUCCGCGGUUCUCUACACGGUGGCCAAAGAGGAACUCAAGAAAUUUGAGGCUUUCCAGCGGCAGGUGCAUGAGAGCCUGACCCAGCUGGAGCUGAUCAACAAGCAGUAUCGCCGCCUGGCCCGUGAAAACCGUACCGACUCCGGCAGCAGGCUCAAACAGAUGGUGCACGAGGGCAACCAGCGAUGGGACAACCUGCAGCGCAGGGUCACCGCCAUCCUCAGGCGAUUAAAAUACUUUAUUGGUCAGCGUGAGGAGUUUGAAACGACGCGGGAGGGCAUAUUGGUCUGGCUGACAGAGAUGGACCUACAGCUGACAAACAUCGAACAUUUCUCCGAAUGUGAUGUACAAGCCAAGAUCAAGCAGCUGAAGGCCUUCCAGCAGGAAAUCGCGCUGUACAAGUCCAAAAUUGAGUCCCUCUUCCAUCAAGGGGAGCAGCUGAUUGAGAAGAGCGAACCCAUGGACGCCAUGGUCAUCGAAGAGGAGCUGGAGGAACUGCGGCGCUACUGUCAGGAGGUCUUUGGUCGAGUGGAACGUUACUACAAGAAGCUGAUGCAACUCCCGCUGACGGACGAUGACCAGGACGCGUCUGAUCGGGAGGUGGAGCUGGACGACAGCUGCGAUUUCUCCGGCAUGCACUGGUUUGACGGGACGGCCGAGCGGCUGGGCUCCACGCCGCUGUCGCUGAGCCAGACGGCGAGCUCGCAGCAGGCCCGGGGCACCCGCUCUGGCUGCGACACUCCGGCCAGCGUCGACUCCAUCCCCCUGGAGUGGGACCACGACUACGACCUGAGCCGCAACCUGGAGAGCGCCGUGUCGAGGGCGCUGGAGGGCCGCGGGGAGGAGGGCGAUGACCACGACCCAGAAUUCUACCUCAAGGGGGCAGCUGAACUCGCAGAUGUAGUGAUUCCUGAAAGCCCAGAGGCCUAUCUAAAACUGACUGAAAGUACUUUGAGAUCCACUGCAGGGGAGCACGGCCAGUUGGAAACUCAGAUCCGGCAGCUGGACAAAGCCCUGGACACCAGCCGAUACCACCUGCAGCAGACGGAGAACGUCAUCCGCAGCAAAACGCCCACGGGUCCCGAACUGGACUCCAGCUACUGGGGCUAUAUGAAACUCUUGUCGGAAUGCCGUGGGAGCAUCGAGACGGUGAAAAGGGUAGGGCAUAAACUCAAAGAGGAGGAAGAUAAGCUCUCCGGCUUCAUCAACCUAACAAGUACAGAGACGCAGACUUCUGGUGUGAUCGAACGCUGGGAGCUGAUCCAGGCCCAGGCUCUCAACAAGGAGCUCAGAAUGAAGCAGAACCUGCAGCAGUGGCAGCAGUUCAACUCUGACCUGCUCAGUGUGUGGGAGUGGCUGAGUGAGAGCGAGGAAGAGCUGGAGCACCUCAGCAGGCUGGACAACAGCACCGACAUCCAGACCAUCGAGCUGCGGAUCAAAAAGCUCAAGGAGCUACAAAAGGCGGUCGAUAAUCGGAAAGCCAUCAUCUUGUCCGUCAACCUGUGCAGUGCUGAGUUCACGCAGUCGGACUCCAGCGACACGGAGGAGCUGCGGGAACGCCUGAGCCAAAUGAACAAGCGGUGGGACCGAGUCAGCGGCCUGCUGGAGCAGUGGCGUCGCACUCUGCAAGAUGCCCUCAUGCAGUGCCACGAUUUCCAUGAGAUGAGCCAUGGUCUACUGCUCUGGCUGGAGAACAUAGACAGGAGGCGGAAUGAAAUCCUACCCAUUGAUCCUAAUCUGGAUCAGGACACCCUACAGGACCAUCACAAGACCCUGAUGCAAAUCAGACGGGAGCUGCUGGAGUCGCAGCUGAAGGUGGCCUCUCUGCAGGACAUGUCCAGCCAGCUGCUGGUCAACGCAGAGGGCAGGGACUGCCUCGAAGCGAAGGAGAAGGUCCACGUCAUCGGCAACCGCCUCAAGCUGCUCCUGAAGGAAGUCACGCAAGACCUGAAGGAGCUCGAGAGACUCCUGGACAACGGUGGCAGUCAAGUGGACCUGGUGUCGUGGUCUUCGGCAGAUGACUUGGACACAUCCGGCUCCAUCAGCCCAGUGUCUGGUGCCAGCCUUUCUGCUCGAUCCAGAUCGCCACGAGGCAUUUGUAGCCUCUCCCAGCCUGGAGCCUCAGUCAGCAGCCCAUAUAUCAGGUCCAGCACAGGAAACCAAGGAGGUUCUUUCCGUUCUGAGGAGCAGAGAGCCCAGAAGAGUCCUUCCUUCCUACUACGAGUGCUCAGGGCGGCGUUGCCCCUCCAGCUCCUGUUGCUGCUGUUGGUGGCACUGGCCUGCCUGGUGCCCAUGAACGAGGAAGAUUACAGCUGCACCAUGUCCAACAACUUUGCUCGCUCCUUCCACCCCAUGCUGAGGUACACCAACGGCCCUCCUCCCAUAUGAUUCCCAAGAGCACGAGCGAGGACGGAAUCAUGCAAGGAGGAGGGGGUUGGGGAGGGAAGGGGGAGAUGCGCAGAGCUCUGGCUCGGGCCAUUAGCCCUUCAAGACCUCUCUGGGGGAGAUGGCUGCCAUCCAGCAUCGGGCCGGACGCAAGACGGCCGUUCCCAGUCGCCUGGCUCCAGAUUCAGUACGACCUGUAAUAUCAACUUUAAAUAUCUUUUCCAUGUUCUUUUUAAAAGAAAAACAUUUGCUUUAGGAAUGAACACACAUAAAAAGAGCUGUUAAGAUUAACCUUUUAAAAGUCAGUGUAAAUGUUAUGACUCUGACGGGGACUGAGCAGAGUAGAGGCAGAACUUAAAACUACUUCUGACGAAAAUUGGAUGUAAACUAAAAUCAAAGACAUUAUUUAUGUACAGUUUGCUAAAGCUAUUAUCGUCCGUGUUAUAACUCAUGCUGAAUGAAUUACCUGUGUGCUGCUUGCAACUUCUCUCCAAUGCUUCCACAGACUGAAUUUACUAGUUUUUGUUGGGGCAUGGAUGUGUACAUAACAUUAUAAAUAUAAAUCUAGCCAUGAACAUCCCAUCUCUUGCCCUCGCAGCUGGCGUUUGAAGCAAUCCCGGCAUGAAUCAGGAGCUGAUUUAACCUCUGCAAGACCCCUCUUGAGUAGUGUCACACCUUUUAAACUGCUGUUAGUGUCUGAUCGUGGCAUGCUCAGAUGGUGGUAAAUCUGCAGUGAAUUUUUCUAUAUGAAAGGCAGCCUUGCCGACCGAAGAGUAACAAUAUGAAAGCUGGUUCUUUUGGUGUACAGUGGAAAACUGGGUUGCUAAUUAAAGAUCUACUUCUUUCACAA